CUGACACACGCUUGCUUUCUAUUAUUAACAAUCCUGGGUUCGUUAGCUGAUAUAUUUCCUCAACUUACCAAUAUUCUCUUAAAGAGAGCGUUCUCCUUCGGCGGCAGAGUUACCGAGGGCAUGCUUCUUCUUCUUCGUCAGCCAUUCUAGGAGCCAGGGAAAAUAAUCGAGCAAGGUUCGCGUUUUGAUUGGGAGAGAAACGCUGUCAAAAUGCCUCUUGGUCGGUUAUUUUUGAGGACUUCAGCUGUCAAUAAGAUGGUUAGCAGAAAUUUCAUAAUAGCUUCCAAACCGGAUCCCUCCAAGCCAAACAUGCUGAGAGUAGGACUGGCGUUUGGAAGCACAGCUGUCUUGUGGGCAUUGCUGUUUAAACAGCACAGCACUGAUGUGCAUGAAUACAAAACAAGAAAUGGGUUAGAGUAAACCACCAGGCCAUGGCAGCAAUUGCUCUGUGCUUUGAAGAUAUUCUGCUUUUCCUGUGUGUGUGUUCAUCAGCUUGAUUACAAAAAUGUGUAUUAAAGAUGUGUAUAUAA
This is a messenger RNA of Puntigrus tetrazona (Sumatra barb), 530 nucleotides long. RefSeq names its product NADH:ubiquinone oxidoreductase subunit C1 (gene ndufc1). The transcript has 5 exons. Gene Ontology annotation, cellular component: mitochondrion. The coding region runs from base 211 to 420 and encodes 69 amino acids. Lineage: Eukaryota; Metazoa; Chordata; Actinopteri; Cypriniformes; Cyprinidae. The record is from RefSeq and is a predicted model, not a curated record.